AUGCUACCCCAAACCCUAACCCGCAAGGCCGCUCUCGAGUCCUUCGUCCGCAUGCCCGUCACCCCCGCCAUGAUCUCACACCUCGCCCUCACCGCCAGCACCGUCAUCCGCUGCGAGCCCCCAAGCACCACCACCGCCCCCACCACCACCCCAUCAAACUCCCCCCCGCUCCCCACCCUCGAACAAUUCAUCACCUCCCUCGUCGACCGCAGCCACGUGCAAGUCCCCACGCUCAUGUCCUCCCUCGUCUACCUCACGCGCCUUCAGCGCCGCCUCCCCUCCGUCGCAAAAGGCAUGCGCUGCACCGUGCACCGCAUCUUCCUCGCAUCACUCAUCCUCGCCGCCAAGAACCUCAACGACUCAUCGCCCAAGAACAAGCACUGGGCGCGCUACAGCGCCGUCCGCGGCUUCGAGGCCUUUGGCUUCUCGCUCACAGAGGUCAACCUGAUGGAGAAGCAGAUGCUCUUCCUGCUCGACUGGGACCUGCGCAUCACAAACGAGGACCUCUACGAGCACCUCGAGCCCUUCCUCGCCCCCAUGAUUGCCGAGCACAACGACCUCCACAGCGACUACUACUACUACGACUGCGCCACGCCGCCCAGCUCGGGCCGCAGCUCGCGCGCAUCGGACCGCAGCGUCGAUAGCAGCAGUAGCCGCUCCUCCGAGGAGGAGGAGGAGGAGAAGAGCGUGGCGUCGUCGGCGUCGUCGUUGGCUGCCGCCGACUACUACAACUACCCAACCCCGCCAUCGACCGCGCCGUCGUCGGCGGUCAUCCCGACGCUGGCGCGCAGCGGGAGCGUGUCGAGCGUUGACAGCAGCUGCGCGGGCCGCCGUGGCCGGGAGGAGAAGAAGGGUGCGGUCAGCAGCGUGGUGCGCGAGAAGCGCAGCCGCGGCGUGUCGGCGACGAUUUCAAGGUUUUUGGCGAGCGCGAGUCCUGCGGGGAGUAGGAGUCGGAGUCGCGGACGGACUCUUACUACUACACCGGCGGCGCUGGCGAGGGAGUAUCUAUGA
Morchella importuna is the source of this 1011-nucleotide messenger RNA. RefSeq lists its product as uncharacterized. Gene Ontology annotation, cellular component: nucleus; cyclin-dependent protein kinase holoenzyme complex. The record is from RefSeq and is a predicted model, not a curated record. Lineage: Eukaryota; Fungi; Ascomycota; Pezizomycetes; Pezizales; Morchellaceae. Gene Ontology annotation, biological process: regulation of cyclin-dependent protein serine/threonine kinase activity. Gene Ontology annotation, molecular function: protein kinase binding; cyclin-dependent protein serine/threonine kinase regulator activity. The coding region runs from base 1 to 1011 and encodes 336 amino acids. The transcript has a single exon.